Messenger RNA from Lactuca virosa, 546 nucleotides. Lineage: Eukaryota; Viridiplantae; Streptophyta; Magnoliopsida; Asterales; Asteraceae. The record is from the annotation of a GenBank genome assembly.
AUGGGUUUCAAGAUUUUGAAUAUGAUCAGAGAAGGAUUAGGGCUUCCAGAAGGAUAUUUUGAUAAAGUCAGCCAGGAACAGUAUAUGGCGAUUCACCUAUACCCGCAAUGUCCGGAUCCAAGUUUAGCAAUGGGUCAUGCGGACCCAAACAUCAUAACCUUCCUUCAACAAGACCAAUAUGGGCUACAAAUACAAAAAGAUGGGAAAUGGAUGGGAGUUGACCCAAUUCCGAAUGCUUUCGUGGUCAACCUUGGUUACACCCUGGAGAUUAUAAGUAAUGAGAAGCUGAAAAGUGUGGAACAUCGAGUGGUCACCAAUUCAAGUGCGGCUCGAACGUCAAUUGCCACAUUUUUUUCUCCAAGUCCUACUCUUCCUGUUGAGAAUGAGGUUCCUGUUAUCAUACAACCUGCUAAAGAGGUAGUUACAUGGAGCAACCCACCGGUAUUUACAUCAUUUCAAUACAAGGAUUUUGUAGCUCGUUACUUGGCCUUCAUGUGCAAACCGCGUCCUCACGUCGGAAUACCCUUGGAUCCUUACCGACUCUAA